This is a messenger RNA of Chenopodium quinoa (quinoa), 950 nucleotides long. RefSeq names its product peptidyl-prolyl cis-trans isomerase NIMA-interacting 4-like. The record is from RefSeq and is a predicted model, not a curated record. Lineage: Eukaryota; Viridiplantae; Streptophyta; Magnoliopsida; Caryophyllales; Amaranthaceae. The transcript has 5 exons. Gene Ontology annotation, molecular function: DNA binding; peptidyl-prolyl cis-trans isomerase activity. Gene Ontology annotation, biological process: rRNA processing. The coding region runs from base 194 to 637 and encodes 147 amino acids.
UGAUUAUUAGUUUCAAACUUUCAAUUUUUCAACCUACAUUAUCAAUUUAUCACCCAACAAAAUAUUCCUUCGUCAAUUGAAAGCUAAAACCCCCUCAUCCCCUGAAAACUCUGCAAAGCGCGACUAAAAGCACACAAAACUCUGCUUUCUUCCUCUUCUUCUCUUUCAACCUCUUCAUUCUUCUUGUAAAGUUAUGGGAAAGGACGCAAAGAAAAAGGAGCCUGCGGGUAAAGGUAAGGGAAAACAAGCAGCUGGUGGCAGCGAUGAGGGUGCUUCAAAGGAUAAGGGUGGUUCAAAAGGUGGUAAGGGAGACAAGCUUGGAACUUGCAAUUUUGUCAAAGCUAGGCAUAUAUUAUGUGAGAAGCAAGGGAAAAUUAAUGAAGUAUACCAAAAACUUCAAGAAGGUUGGCUUGACACUGGGGAUAAGGUUCCACCAGCUGAGUUUGGAAAGUUAGCUACUCAAUACUCGGAAUGUCCUUCUGCCAAACGGGGCGGGGACCUUGGAUGGUUCCCACGAGGGAAGAUGGCUGGCCCAUUUCAGGAGGUUGCUUUCAGCACUGCUAUAGGAGCAACCAGUCCACCUUUCAAAUCUACGCAUGGUUACCACAUUGUAUUGUGUGAAGGUCGAAGGGGCUAAUGGAACUUGCCAGCAUCGUGUUUUCAUCUAAAAUGAUGAUUGUGCUGCUGGAAAUAACUAUCUUUUGAUAUAACUAUCCAACAGAUGCCUUAUGGUACCCUAUGGUAGACCAUGGAAGUUUAAACUGGAUAUUUGCUUGAACAAGUUGUGAUAUAUAUCAUACAUAUUGGCUAUUGGCUUGUGACAUGAUUUCUCGCUAUUCUUCAUGUGGUUACAGAUUCUGAUUUUCCGUUUUAUGUUCACUGGUUUGUAAUCAAUAAGGAUUAAUAUUGGACCAAAGAUUGAUUUAUAAGGGAGGGCGUGUUUAAGAUCA